CCCCACCAGGAGGCCCCUGGGGCGCACGGGACCCCGGCCCGCCCCGCUCGGCCGCACUGUUAGGGCGGCGAGGCCAACCGGCCAGCGCGGCGCGGGCGGCGCGAUUGCCCUUCGCGGCCUCGAGGGGGCCCUGCGGCGGCCUCGAGCCGGGAGGACGCCCGCUCCUCCUGUCGGCGCCCGGGCUGCUGCGCCAUCGCCGCGGGACCGCCGCUCGCCAGCCUGCAAGUCCUCUGCCCACAGGCGAUGUGAAGCCCAGGCUCCGGGGCCCGCCUCGCCGUCCGCUUCUCCCCGCUGCCACCGACCGUCCCGCCUCUCCCCUAGCCCAGCGCCGAGCCCCACCAUGGAGGACGGCGAGCUGGACCUCACCUACGUCACCGAGCGCAUCAUCGCCGUGUCCUUCCCCGCGGGCUGCUCCGAGGAGUCCUACCUGCACAGCCUGCAGGAGGUGACGCACAUGCUGCAGUCCAAGCACGGCGACAACUACCUGGUGCUGAACCUCUCGGAAAAGAGAUACGACCUGGCCAGGCUCAACCGGAAGGUGCUGGACGUGGGCUGGCCCGAGCUGCACGCGCCGCCCCUGGACAAGGUGUGUGCCAUCUGCAAGGCCCAGGAGUCCUGGCUCCAGGGCCACCCGCACCACGUGGUCGUCAUCCACUGCAGGGGCGGGAAGGGCCGCAUCGGCGUGGUCAUCGCCUCCUACAUGCACUUCACCAACGUCUCCGCCAGCGCCGACCAGGCCCUCGACAGGUUUGCCAUGAAGAAGUAUUACGACGACAAGGUCUCCGCUCUCAUGCAGCCCUCGCAGAAGCGGUACGUCCAGUUUCUCAGCGGGCUGCUGUCGGGGACAGUGAAGAUGAACGCCUCGCCCCUCUUCCUGCAUUUCGUCAUCCUGCACGGCACCCCCAACUUCGACACGGGCGGGGUGUGCCGGCCCUUCCUGAAGCUGUACCAGGCCAUGCAGCCCGUCUACACCUCGGGGAUCUACAACGUUGGCCCCGAAAACCCGAGUCGCAUCUACAUCGCCAUAGAGCCGGCCCAGCUCCUGAAAGGGGACGUCAUGGUGAAGUGCUACCACAAGAAGUACCGCUCGGCCACCCGCGACGUCAUCUUCCGCCUGCAGUUCCACACGGGCGCCGUGCAGGGCUGCAGCCUGGUGUUCGGGAAGCAGGACCUGGACAGCGCCUGCCAAGACGAUCGCUUUCCUGCCAGCGGGAAGAUUGAGCUUGUGUUCUCGGCCUCCCCCGAGAGGAUCCAAGGCUGUGAGCAUUUCCGCAGCAACCAUGGCGUGAGCGUGGACUUCAACACGGCCGACCCGCUGAUCCGCUGGGACUCGUACGAGAACCUGGGAGCUGACGGGGAAGUGCUGCACACGCAGGGCCCCGUGGACGGCAGCCUGUACGCCAAGGUGCGGAAGAAGAGCGCCCUGGACCCCGGCGUCCCCGCCGCCAGCAGCCCGGACCACGGCGACCACACCCUGUCGGUGAGCAGCGACUCCGGCCACUCCACGGCCUCGGCGCGGACGGACCGGACGGAGGAGCCCCUGGCCCCGGGACCCCCGCGGGGCCUGAGCCCCCAGGAGAAGGCCGAGCUGGACCAGCUGCUCAGUGGCUUUGGCCUGGAAGAUUCCGGAAGCCCCGUCAAGGACAUGACCGAUGCUUGUAGCAAGAUCAGCGGGACGCGUCACGUCGUGCCGGCCCAGGUCCACGUGAACGGGGACGCCGCCGCGCCGAAGGACCGGGAGACGGACAUCCUGGACGACGAGGUGCCCAGCCAUGACCUGCGCAGCGUGGACAGCGUGGGGACCCUCUCCUCCUCGGAGGGACACCCGGCGGCCGCCCUGGGCCCCUUCGCCGGCCACCAGAGCAGCCACAACUCGCUCCUGUCGGACGGGUUCGGCAGCAGCGCCGGGGAGGACCCGCACGGCGCCCCCGUCCCGGACCUGGGCCUCGGCGGGGAGCCCCUGUUCGCCCGGGAGGCGUUCGGGAGCUGCGAGCCCAAGCCGCCGCCGCCCGAGCUCCGGGCGCCCUGCGCGCUGGCCCAGAUGCCGGCCUACGAGCCGAGCGGCUACUCCACGCAGACCUGGGUGCGCCAGCAGCAGAUGGUGGCCACCCACCAGUACAGCUUCGCCUCUGACGGGGAGGCCCGGCUUGUGGCCCGAGGCACGGGGGACAGCGCCCGCGGGGUGCCGGCCCAGCCCGGGCUCCCGGUCAUCCCCACCCGGGGGGCCAGCAGCAGGGUGGCCACAGGCCCCGGACCACACACCCCUGAAACCCAGCGGCCCACUCCCGGCAGAGCCGGCAAAGCCAGCCUCCCAGGCGUCAGCGCCGUCAACGGGACUGGCCCGGAGCCCGGCCCGGACCCCUCCCCGGGCUCCCCCACCCUGGACAUCGACCAGUCCAUCGACCAGCUCAACAGGCUGAUCCUGGAGCUGGACCCCACCUUCGAGCCCCUCCCCACCCACAUGAACAAGCUGGGCAGCCUGGCCAGCAGCCCCUCGGCCCCAGACGGCGUGGGGGGCGGGCCCCGGGCCAGCGGCCGCCUGCAGGACAGAGGAGGGGACCCCGGCCGGCCCCCCGGGCAGCAAGGCUCCCCGGGCGACGAGCUGCUGCGCAGAAGGCUCCGGAAGCCGAGCCUCGGCCAGUACGACAACCACACUGGGGGGCCGGCCUUCUCCCAGUGCGGGUGGGGGACACCCCUGGGCGUAGAGCAGGCUCCGGGCCGGGCGCCUUUCCUGUCGCCAGCAGAUGCCAAGGAGACGGUGACUCCCGCGCGUCCCACAAACCUUGGUGAAUGUGUGGUCGACGGCAGGGUCUUCUCUCCGAGCAAGACUGGCAGCGGCUCCGCGUCACCCACCCCGGCGUUCCCCGUGUCUCCGCUGACGCCGUAUGUGACCACGCCCCCGCACCACCCCGCCUUCAGCCCGCCCGGGCCCCCGAUGGGCAGCGCCAGCAGCCUGUACCGAGCGGCUCACGAGCCACGUGGCAGCCCUGAGGCCCUCGCUCGCUCCGUGGGGAUGUCCGAGAGCCCUGCGGGACCCAGACCCUCGGCGCCGCCCUUCCCGCGGGCCUUCGCCGCCUCCUGCGCCUCCUCCAGCAGCGGCCCCGGCUCCCGGAGGGACAGCCCCGUGUCUGCUGAGCACCCGUGGGCGGACACCAGCCCCAAACCCACGCCGGCCCUGCCUGGGAGCAGCCGGCCCCCCCGGAGCCUCCUGGGCCCCAGCCAGUUCCCGGGUCCCGGCCAGGACGGGCCGCACCUCCCGCCCGCCUUCCACGGCCCCGCGCUGUCGCUGGCGGAGUCGCCCGAGGCGCCGGGGGGGACUGCGGACAAUGGCUUCCUGCCCCCCUUCCCCCCGGGGGGGCCCGGGCAGCCGCCGCUCCCCGAGAAGAAGCGGGCCUCGGAGGGCGACCGCUCCCUGGGCUCCGUCUCUCCAGCCUCCAGCGGCUUCUCCAGCCCCCACAGCGGGAGCACCAUGAGCAUCCCCUUCCCCAGCGUGCUCCCCGACUUCUCCAAGCCCCCCGAGGCGGCGUCUCCUUCUCCGGAAAACCCGGGUGAGAAGCAGGUGACGGUGAGCUUUGUGCAGGACACCUCCAAGUUCUGGUACAAGGCGGACAUCUCCAGGGAGCAAGCCAUCGCCAUGCUGAGGGACAAGGAGCCCGGGUCCUUCGUCGUCCGGGACAGCCACUCCUUCCGAGGCGCCUACGGCCUGGCCAUGAAGGUGGCCACGCCCCCACCCUCCGUCCUGCAGCUGAACAGGAAAGCCGGUGACUUGGCCGACGAGCUGGUCCGGCACUUCCUGGUCGAGUGCACCCCGAAGGGCGUGCGGCUCAAGGGCUGCUCCAACGAGCCCUACUUCGGGAGCCUGACGGCCCUGGUGUGCCAGCACUCCAUCACGCCCCUGGCGCUGCCCUGCAAGCUGCUCAUCCCCGACAGAGAUCCGCUGGAGGAGGCCCCGGACAGCCCGCCCCAGACGGCGGCCAACUCGGCAGCCGAGCUGCUGAAGCAGGGCGCAGCCUGCAACGUGUGGUACCUGGGCUCCCUGGAGAUGGAGUCGCUCACGGGCCACCAGGCCGUGCAGAAGGCCCUGAGCGCCACCCUGGCCCAGCAGCCGCCACCCCUGUCGACGGUCGUGCACUUCAAGGUGUCGGCCCAGGGCAUCACCCUGACGGACAACCAGAGGAAGCUCUUCUUCCGGAGGCACUACCCCGUGAGCAGCGUCAUCUUCUGCGCGCUGGACCCGCAGGACAGGAAGUGGGUCGCGGACAGCCAGGCGUGCAGAGUCUUCGGGUUUGUGGCCCGGAAGCAGGGCAGCGCCACCGACAACGUGUGCCACCUGUUUGCGGAGCACGACCCCGAGCAGCCCGCCAGCGCCAUCGUCAACUUCGUGUCCAAGGUCAUGAUCGGCUCCCCGAGGAAGAUCUGAGCCCCUCCCGGCCGGGCCACCGGCUGGGCCCCUGCUGGGCCCCUGGGGUGACCCCGACACCUGGCUCCUCCGGCUUCCAGAGACCCAGCACCUCCCCAGCCCCUUCCUGAGACGGACACGUCCGCGCGUCCGCAGCCGGGCCUUCUGGGCAGAAUUGGGCACCAGGGCUCUGCCCAGCUCCGCACCCGGGACGUGUGUGCAAACGCAGGCUCCCCAUGCAGGGCCUGUGGGAGGGGCCGCCUGCCCGUUCCGCCGUGGCCUGAGGGGCCGCCAGAGCGUCCCCCACUGUGGCCGAGGGCUCCUGUGCCCCCGGGGCCUCUGCCUCAGCAGGCACGCACCUGUGACGAAGGUCGUGCAGGUGGGCCCUUGGGCACGAGGGCACGAGAGGGGACGCGUGGUGGGCUGUGAGGACAAGGGCACCUCCGUGGCCAAGAGCCCCACCCGCCUCGUCACAUCGGGUCUGAAGGUGCACGAGGCCGAGGGGAGAAAGGCGUGGACGGAGGUGAAAUGCCGUUUCUGUGUAACCUGCGCGGUGUCGGCUGCAGCCGCUGUGCCCGCUGUGCCCGCCAUGCCCGGGGCACCAGGACAGGCGCCGUCCUUCCUGGGGCGGGAGGUUCUAGAGGCGGGACGUGCUGAGCUCCGGAAGCUCCCGUCCCGCCCCUCGUCCACGUCUGCGGCUCCAGAGGGGCGGCGAGGAUCUCUCUCGUGGAUGUUUGGGGCCCCCUCCCCCGUCGGGCAUGUGCCACGGCCGUGGCGGUGCCGGGCCCAUCGCCCGAUCCGCACGUGGUCUCAGUUCAGGAGAAGCCGGUGGCCCUGCAGGUGCCGUCCCAGUGACGUCCCCGCCUCCUUCCUCUGAGCCCAGCCCCACAGGCUCCGCCUGAGGCCCGUUCUGUGCUCCAGGAGCCAGCCAGCGCCUCGGGCGAGGGGCUGGGACCGCGAGGGCGGUGGCCCGGGCAGCUCCCACCAAAGCACCAAGCGCAAGUGCCUCAUUCCUGUGCCAAACUCCGCCCGGGCCCCCGGGCAGCCUUCCGCCUCUCGUGCCUGUGGCCGCAGGGACUGCUGGGCCGAGGUUCUGGUUCCUGCGGGAAUCGGGGAGCAGACGGGUUGGUGCUGCCCCCAGAGGCCUCAGCCCCUGAGGGCUCACACCCAGGUCUGACCCAAGGCUGCAGGGCCGGCCCUGACCUCCGGAUGAAGAUGGACAGGCCUGCAGAGAAGCCAGAGCCAGACGGUGAGACGCGCAGCCCACGGGAGUCAGGGACCUGGGCCUCCCUCGCAGUCCCCGUCCCGGACGCCCGAGAAGCCGGGCACCUUUGCUCUCAAACCGACCGUCCGGCGGCAACGUGCCCUCCCCACGGUCACGGGCGCCCAGGCUCCCAGGAGCCGGCCCUGGUCGGUACGACAGGCCUCCUCGCGUGUCACACCUGGGGGUGUCGGGCCCUAGGUGAGCCCCACCGCCCGCCCGGCUCAGCCUGGGCAGGACCCUUCCCCCGGCUCCUGGUCCCGGGCACCAGCGGGCACAGGGCACUGUCCUGGGCGCUCCCGGCAGUGUGCCCCUCAGGUGUCCUGGCCAGGCUCCCCUGGCCCCUCAUUAACCAGUCACUGCGUCCCUCAGUGUUAACCUGUAAGCCCUUGGCACCGAAGCCCUCGCGUCUCCCGUGCCUGAACGCCGCGGUGUCCGUGCCGCCCCAUGUUGUCAAGUGUAUCCAGCGUGUGAACGGCUGCUCGUGCGCCCUGUGUGCAGUCUGCUCCCUGCAUCUCUCUCCGGAGUAUAAUAAACAUUAAUGUUGGUAACC
Messenger RNA from Myotis daubentonii (Daubenton's bat), 6213 nucleotides. It is a transcript of the gene TNS3, whose product is annotated as tensin 3. Gene Ontology annotation, cellular component: focal adhesion. NCBI's taxonomy places the organism in Eukaryota, Metazoa, Chordata, Mammalia, Chiroptera, Vespertilionidae. Gene Ontology annotation, molecular function: protein binding. Bases 341 to 4420 code for a protein of 1359 amino acids. Gene Ontology annotation, biological process: dephosphorylation. The transcript is spliced from 29 exons. The record is from RefSeq and is a predicted model, not a curated record.